Molecule: messenger RNA, 480 nt
Organism: Daphnia carinata
Lineage: Eukaryota; Metazoa; Arthropoda; Branchiopoda; Diplostraca; Daphniidae
Gene: ND-13B
Product: NADH dehydrogenase [ubiquinone] 1 alpha subcomplex subunit 5-like
Biological process (GO): respiratory electron transport chain
Source: RefSeq, a predicted model, not a curated record
UCUACCAAGCGAAGCCGAAUAGCGCACUCAAUCAUCCUUCGUCUGCGAUAAACAAGGAAAAAUGGCUGGUAUCGUGAAAAAGGCAGCAACUGGAUUGACUGGGUUGGCAGUGGCUCCAAAUCCUCACCAUACUCUCAGUGUGCUAUAUGCCAAAAUCCUCCGUACUCUGCAAAAUAUGCCACAAGAUGCAGCCUACCGUCGUUAUACUGAGCAAAUUAUCAAAGAAAGAGCUCAAGCAGUUAGUGAGGAAAAGGACAAAAAGCUUGAAGACCGCAUAAAUUGUGGACAGGUGGAAGAACUUAUGGUUCAGGCUGAAAAUGAAUUGACCUUAGCGAGGAAGAUGCAGGUUUGGAAGCCCUGGGAACCUCUUGUAACUGAACCAGCUGCCAACCAAUGGAAGUGGCCAGUUUAGACAAAGUAAAAUGUAAAUUGAAUGUGAACCAAGGAAGAUAAUAGACAAAUAGUGUGUAUUAUAAACAA